This is a messenger RNA of Myotis lucifugus (little brown bat), 835 nucleotides long. RefSeq names its product alkylated DNA repair protein alkB homolog 8-like. Gene Ontology annotation, molecular function: methyltransferase activity; demethylase activity; 2-oxoglutarate-dependent dioxygenase activity. Gene Ontology annotation, biological process: oxidative demethylation. The record is from RefSeq and is a predicted model, not a curated record. NCBI's taxonomy places the organism in Eukaryota, Metazoa, Chordata, Mammalia, Chiroptera, Vespertilionidae. Bases 8 to 745 code for a protein of 245 amino acids. The transcript is spliced from 7 exons.
CUCCAACAUGGCUGCGCCCAGUAUUGCCAUGGAUAGCAACCAUCAAAGUAAUGGCAAACUCGGUAAAACUGAAAAGAAGUUCUUAAGGAAACAGAAUAAAGCCAGGCACACUUUGCUGAGACAUGAAGGCAUUGAAACAGUAUCCUAUGCCACUCAGAUCCUGGUUGUUGCCAAUGGUGGUUUGGGUAACGGUGUGAGUAGGAACCAACUGCUUCCGGAAUUAGAGAAACUCGGACAGGUGGAUGCUCUCUUAAUGCCACCUAAUAAGCCCUACUCAUUUGUAACGUACAAAACUAUAGAGGAAUCCAAGAAAGCCUAUGUUACCCUCAAUGGACAAAAAAUAGUGGAUGAUUUAGGACAGAAGAUCAUUCUGUACUUGAAUUUUGUGGAAAAAGCACAGUGGAAAGAGUUGGGGCUUCAAGCCUUACCUCCAGGCCUCAAAGUAGUAGAAGAAAUUAUUUCUUCUGAGGAUGAGAAACUGCUUUUGGAAAGUGUUAACUGGACAGAAGAUACAGAUAAUCCAAAUUUUCAAAAAUCUUUAAAACACAGAAGAGUAAAGCAUUUUGGUUAUGAAUUCCACUAUGAGAAUAACAAUGUACAUAAAGAUAAGCCAUUACCUGGAGGUCUUCCUGACAUUUGUGAUAGCAUGUUGGAGAAAUGGUUGAAAGAAGGCUUCAUUAGACACAAACCUGAUCAGUUGACUGUGAACCAGUAUGAACCUGGGCAUGAUCGUCAUGGAUUUUAAGCACCCAGAUGGUGUCACAGUGCCCGUCAUGUUGCCUCGUCGGAGUUUGCUGGUGAUGACAGGAGAAUCUAGAUACCUUUGGACCCAUGG